Messenger RNA from Naumovozyma dairenensis CBS 421, 849 nucleotides. RefSeq names its product succinate dehydrogenase iron-sulfur subunit. Gene Ontology annotation, biological process: respiratory electron transport chain; tricarboxylic acid cycle; aerobic respiration. NCBI's taxonomy places the organism in Eukaryota, Fungi, Ascomycota, Saccharomycetes, Saccharomycetales, Saccharomycetaceae. Gene Ontology annotation, molecular function: 2 iron, 2 sulfur cluster binding; electron transfer activity. The coding region runs from base 1 to 849 and encodes 282 amino acids. Gene Ontology annotation, cellular component: mitochondrial membrane. The transcript has a single exon. The record is from RefSeq and is a predicted model, not a curated record.
AUGAUCAUGAAUAAUAUCAUACUAAAAAGAUCCCAACUAUUAUUCAAUAGUUUAAACAGCAUAACAAGAACCGCCCAAUUCCAAAGGUCAUUAGCAACCGCCGCGGCAGCCACAGAAUCAUCAUCAUCAUCAUCAUCUCCACGUUUGAAAACUUUUAAAAUUUAUAGAUGGAAUCCAGAUAAACCAGUUGAAAAACCACAUCUACAAUCAUUCCAAAUAGAUUUAAACAACUGUGGUCCCAUGGUUCUUGAUGCCCUUUUGAAAAUUAAAGACGAACAAGAUUCAUCUUUAACUUUUAGAAGAUCAUGUAGAGAAGGUAUCUGUGGUUCAUGCGCCAUGAAUAUAGGUGGUAGAAAUACUUUAGCAUGUCUUUGUAAAAUUGAUCAAAAUGAAUCAAAAGAUUUGAAAAUUUAUCCAUUACCUCACAUGUACGUCGUUAAGGAUUUAGUCCCUGAUUUAACCAAUUUUUAUCAACAAUAUAAAUCUAUUCAACCUUAUUUACAAAGAUCAGAAUUCCCAAAGGAUGGUAAAGAAGUGUUACAAUCCAUUGAAGAUCGUAAGAAAUUGGACGGAUUGUAUGAAUGUAUCCUUUGUGCCUGUUGUUCCACCUCGUGCCCUUCAUAUUGGUGGAAUCAAGAAGAAUAUUUGGGUCCCGCAGUGUUGAUGCAAGCUUAUCGUUGGUUGAUCGACUCAAGAGAUCAAGCUACAAAGGCUAGAAAGACAAUGUUGGAAAAUUCAAUGUCAUUGUAUAGAUGUCAUACUAUUAUGAAUUGUACUAAGACUUGUCCAAAGGGGUUGAAUCCUGGUUUUGCUAUCGCUAAGAUUAAGAAAAGUUUGGCUAUGAUGUGA